UCAGUAUUACAGCACUCGGCAUCUCCACCAGUCGUGUCCUCCCACGCACUUGACCUUGUAAACAUCCGUUGCCGUCGUUUCGAUAGUGUUUUGUUGACAAAGUUCUUUUGUUUUGUUCAUUCAGUGUAUAGUGUUUUGUUUUGAAGAAGGCAAAGUGAACAGCAUUACUACACCCCUGUAAGAAUGGGGGAGCCGAAAGACCUUGAGAAGCUACUGGUAGAGCUAAAAGAAUGGGUCGCCGCACAACCUCAUGUGCCUAAGGAUAUGGAUGACAAGCUGCUCCGCCGUUUCCUGCACAGCUGCUACUACGACAUGGAGAAGGCCCAGAAGGCCAUCGAAAGCUUCACGAGUCUCCGGGCGUCGACGCCGGAGCUCUUUGUGAAACGGGACCCAAUGUCACCGCAAGUGCAGAACGCCCUGAAAAUUGUGAACCUAGGCCAAGUAAAAGCACCAGGCAACCGCAACCUUUUCAUCUGGCAACUAAACGACCCUGGCCUCGAGAACUACGACUAUCUGCAGGAUGCCCGAAUGUUCUUCCUUACCACAGAUGCCUGGCUGCUUGAGGAAGAGAAUCUAGAAGAGCAUGACAUCGCCAUCUUGGAUGUUAAAGAUAUCACACUGAAGAUCUUGACUAAGAUAAACCUGUCUCUUGCGAAAAAACUGUCUAAAUAUCAGGAGGAAGCAAUGCCGAUUCGGCUGAAGCAAGUCCACGUGAUCAAUGCGCCGCCUUUCAUUGACAAAGUGUUCUCAAUCAUGAAGCAGUUCAUGAACAGGGAUAUGAGCGAAAUGAUCCACUUCCACGUGCCCAAGUCAGAUACUCUGUUCAAAUACUUCAGCCGAGACGAGCUGCCGAAAGACUUUGGAGGUAACCUGGAAUCCUUGGAGUAUUACAACAAGAGGCUGCAUAACGUCCUCUUAAAACAUAGGGAAAUUCUGAGCAAGGACGACCUUUGGAGAGCGCCCGAGAAGAAAUCCAAGAAAUCUAAGGGCUCCAAGAAAGAAUUAGUCGCCGACGUCCCAGAAGUGGAUUCAUUCCGGUCUCUUGCCAUAGACUAAAAAGACAAAAUAUAGAGGCCGUGUCCGUCUAAGCUAACCCAGAGGCCAUACGGCGAAAAACGAAUAUCGAAAAUUCUUUAUCUGGCUCUCUAUCGCUCGAAUAUGCAAGAGCAAUUGAGACAGAUAAUAAAAUAACGAAAACUUUCGUUUUUCAUGGUAGGCCCUCUGCACCAACUUUGGCAGAAUCAAGUGUGGAGUACCUACCUAUCGACAUGUCAUCGUAGAAAUUUGACAUUCAUAGCGACAUUUCCACACUUAUUCAUUGCAAAUGGAGUAAGCUUAGUCCGACUGUACGACUCUGCGCAUUUUAA
Cydia fagiglandana is the source of this 1367-nucleotide messenger RNA. Its product is annotated as alpha-tocopherol transfer protein-like. The coding region runs from base 184 to 1056 and encodes 290 amino acids. NCBI's taxonomy places the organism in Eukaryota, Metazoa, Arthropoda, Insecta, Lepidoptera, Tortricidae. Gene Ontology annotation, cellular component: membrane. The record is from RefSeq and is a predicted model, not a curated record. Gene Ontology annotation, molecular function: phosphatidylinositol bisphosphate binding. The transcript has 8 exons.